Molecule: messenger RNA, 711 nt
Organism: Belonocnema kinseyi
Lineage: Eukaryota; Metazoa; Arthropoda; Insecta; Hymenoptera; Cynipidae
Gene: fabp
Product: sodium/calcium exchanger regulatory protein 1
Exons: 3
Coding region: 105-500 (131 amino acids)
Biological process (GO): fatty acid transport
Cellular component (GO): nucleus; cytosol
Molecular function (GO): fatty acid binding
Source: RefSeq, a predicted model, not a curated record
CAACGCCUCAGUUUGCCGGUGUCUGAAAGGGAACGUGGAUCAGUUCAUCUCGCAUCUUCUCUUUCGAGUUAAAUUUUCAAAAAAUCUAAUUUUAUUUUUAAAAAAUGUCUUUUCUCGGCAAGAAGUACAAACUCGCCACUAGCGAGAAUUUCGAUGAACUGAUGAAGGCGCUUGGCGUUGGUCUUGUGACCCGAAAAAUGGGAGCCUCUGUGAGCCCGGUUGUUGAGGUUACAAAGGACGGAGACGAGUACAUUAUGAAAACAACCAGCACCUUCAAAAGUUCUGAACUCAAAUUCAAACCUGGUGUUGAAUUUGAUGAAGAAACACCCGACGGCCGAAAGGUUAAGACAACAAUUACUGUCGAUGGUGAUAAAAUGUCGCAAAUUCAAAAGGGAGAUAAAGACACUGUCAUCGAAAGAGAAUUCACCGACUCCGAAAUGAAAGCAAUAAUGAAGGUGGAUGACAUUGUUUGCACGAGGAUUUACAAAGUCCAGAACUGAGUUAUCAUCAGAAAAACAACCAAGAUCGAAAUGAUGUUCUCCGGAUUUUAUAAUAGGAAUUUCAUUAAAAUACUACCAGAAGUUACAAAACUUUUACAUAACAUAAAUCACGCGUAUUUUAUUUUUCAGUUAGUUUAUGUACAUUCCCGAAUGUAUUCCUAUAUCUCUCGCUUGACCGAGACUGCUUAUAAUAUACAUUUUUUUUCAUGAA